AUGGUGCUGGGCGUCGCGGCACAGGUGUCCGUCGCCGGCGCGCUUACGGACCCCCGCGACGUGCUCGCGCUCCGGACGAUCCGUGCCGAGGUGGAGGGGCGCGACAUCUACUGGGCGGGAGCCGUGGCGGAGUGGGAAGGGGACGAUCCUUGUGGUGACUCGUGGGAGGGCGAGUGGGAGGGCAUCUCGUGCCGCGGGCAGCCGACGGGUCCUGGCGUCGUGCGGCGCGUCACGAACUUCCACCUGCCGGACCGCGGUCUCACGGGACCCGUUCCGCGCUCCCUCGCCCUGCUCACUGCGCUGACCGAGAUCGACCUGGACAGCAACGCGCUGUCAGGGCCGCUGCCUCCUGAGCUUGGGUGCCUCACCGCGCUGCGCGAGAUGGACCUCGCGAACAACCCGGGAAUCACGGGCAGGAUCCCGCCGGAGUGGGGCCGCCUGCAAGCGCUCGAGGAGCUCGAGUUCGAGCUGAACAGCGGCAUGAGCGGGUGCCUGCCGCGGGGCGUGCCUGCACCCGCGCGCUUCUGCGGUGUCGGCUGCGUCGACUUCAGCCUCGACCCCGUCGUCGGGACGUCCACGCGCGGCUCCGGGAUCCGGCCGUGGCCGUGCCGCAGCCGCGCCGACCCUUUUAUGCUGCCGCUGCGCUGCCCGGCGCCUCCCGAGGCCCCGCCGCCUGUCGAGGCCAUGGACGGCGCGAUGCUGGGCUGA
Molecule: messenger RNA, 708 nt
Organism: Pedinophyceae sp. YPF-701
Lineage: Eukaryota; Viridiplantae; Chlorophyta; Pedinophyceae
Source: the annotation of a GenBank genome assembly